AAACAUGCUGUUAAUUAAUAAUCACGCACUUAUGCGUGACUUGUGAUUAGGUUUCGCGGUUGAAACAGAUGUUACCAGGAACAGGAAAAUAGUUAACAACAUUGUUAUAAGAAAAUAAAAUUGAAAUCGCGGGAAAGAACAAAAACCGGUUUUAAUUAUUUUUCAGUUCUUAAAAAUUGUUUAUUAUUUAAUAUGAAUAAGACAACGAAAGGAAAACUCCAGGUGAUUUUUGGUCCAAUGUUUUCUGGCAAAACGUCAGAAUUAAUUAGAAGAAUACAGAGGUACAGUUUUGGAAGAUACAAAUGCAUUGUUAUUCGUUACACACAUGACAACCGAUAUUGUGAAGAUUCAAUAGUAACUCAUGACGGUUAUGCUAUUACUGCCAUUAAAACUACAAAGUUAGGCUUGAUCAAAAAUGAAAUAAUAAACUAUACUGUUAUUGGUAUAGAUGAGGGACAGUUUUUUCCAGAUGUUGUGGAAUUUUGUGAGGAAAUGUGCGAUGCGGGUAAAAAAAUAAUCGUUGCAGCAUUAGAUGGUACGUUCCAAAGAAAACCUUUUGGAAAUGCACUUAAUCUUAUUCCUAUUGCUGAAAGCGUAACAAAGCUUAACUCAAUUUGUAUGAGCUGUUUCAAAGAUGCUCCGUUCACAAGACGAGUUACUGAUGACACUCAGGUCGAAUUGAUUGGAGGGAUUGAUAAAUAUAUGUCAGUUUGUGAAAAUUGCUACAAUAUUCCAUCACCUUCUUGGGGUUGCCCUUUUCAAAAUCCCCAAAAAGUUACCAAGACUGUACAAUUUGAAUUGCUUUGAAGCCAUUUCUCAAGCAAGGGCAUAUAAGGCAGAGGAAAGUUCGACGAGGACACCACGCAGCACACCAAGCUGCCUAAAACGUGGAUCCAUGAGACAAUGGAUUAAAAAUAAUGCCUCGGUUAAACGGGAAUGCCACCCAGGGCAGAGGCACAUGAAAAAUUCAUCAAAGUACCAUUGCAGAACUAUUAAAUCUAGAACUUGUUAAGACUAGAAUAAUAGGUAGAUUGAUACUGGACACUGUUCUCUUUGGAGGCAUAUGGAUAGACACAGGAGUGAAACAAGCUUGUGCAGAUAUUGCCAGCAGAACAUGUCCCUGUUAGUGUGAAUCUCAGGGCUGAAGAAUACACACAGGAGCCCUUAAAAAAGUAUUAACACAGUAAAAAGCCUUAAUUAAACAAAAUGAAGUGCUUGAUAAUAAUGGGGAUAAACAAUGCAAUAUUGGUUGCAGUGCCCAGUUUGUAAAGAGGCUGAUUCCUUUUAUAAUUUAUGCUAAUAUGAUCUUCUGAUCUCAAUCUAUUUUUAAGAACUGACUUAAACAGUAAUUGGGUAAUUGAAUUACCAAAAUUUGCUGGAAAAAAUCAACUCUUGUAUUGUAAUUUUGCAUAUUUUUACACAGAGUAAAGCAACUCAGACUGUAUUCACUAUGUGAAAUGUGACAAGUGAAUGCAAAGCAUCACUUUUUAUACUGUUUUGUGAAAAAGAAAAUACAAAUAUAGUGAAAUGUUUCUUCUA
Molecule: messenger RNA, 1539 nt
Organism: Cimex lectularius (bed bug)
Lineage: Eukaryota; Metazoa; Arthropoda; Insecta; Hemiptera; Cimicidae
Product: thymidine kinase, cytosolic-like
Exons: 5
Coding region: 193-807 (204 amino acids)
Biological process (GO): thymidine metabolic process
Molecular function (GO): thymidine kinase activity; ATP binding
Source: RefSeq, a predicted model, not a curated record